GCGCUGUGUCCCUGGGACACAGAGGAUCACCGAUCAACGGAAAAAAAAAAGCCGAAGACGUCGGCUCGGUCAUGUGAUCAGCUGUGUCCAAUCACAUCUGAUCGCAUGGCACUGAUGAUCAGUGCGCCCUAUCAGUGCCACCUGCCAGUGCCCAUCAAUGCCACAUAUCAAUGCCCAUCUGAGCUGCUUUUCAGUGCCACCUAUCAAUGCCAGUCAGUGCCACCUAUCAGUGCUGCCAAUCAGUGCCGCCUAUCAGUGCCAGUCAGUGCUGCCUAUCAGUGCGCAUCAGUGCCCGUCAGUGCCGCCUAACAGUGCCAGUUAGUGCCGCCUAGCAGUGCCAGUCAGUGCCGCCUAUCAGUGC
Staurois parvus is the source of this 361-nucleotide messenger RNA. The record is from the annotation of a GenBank genome assembly. Lineage: Eukaryota; Metazoa; Chordata; Amphibia; Anura; Ranidae.